UUGACCUGACCCAUAUUUUAGAAUCAUGUUGGAAGAGGAAAGAGGGGAGGGGGAGCGACAACCCCUCCUCAGCAGCAGUUCUUCGGAUAGGACUGAGUACAAAGUUUAUACUAGAAGAUGGUUUAUGCUGGUGGUUGUUUGUCUGCUAAACAUAUCAAAUGCAAUGAUAUGGAUCACGUAUUCACCCAUAGCUGAUGAGACUGCUACAUACUAUCAAACUAGUCUAAAUGGCGUGAACUGGCUAUCACUGGUUUACCUUGUGGCCAGCAUACCCUUUGGACUAAGUGCCACAUGGUUAUUGGAUACUCUUGGACUAAGAGCUGGGAUUAUCUUGGGAGCAUGGAUCAACUGUAUAGGGGCAGCUCUCAGAGUGGUGAGCAGCAUCAGCAUGGUGGAUCAAAAGUUCAGAUUUCCUGUCCUGAUGGGUGGGCAGGCUGUAGCAGCUUGUUCCCAGUCAUUUGUACUCUUUGCUCCAACAAAACUAGCAGCACUAUGGUUUAGAGAUGACCAAAGAGCCAUUGCUAAUAUGAUUGCCUCUAUGUCUAACCCUCUAGGUAUUCUUGUUGCCAAUGUGUUGUCUCCUGUGAUACAGGGAAGUAGUGGAUUUUUAACAAUGCAUUUAGUUUUCUUAGGUCCAGCAUUAGUAGCUGUAGUCAUGGCAACAUUUGGUGUGUGGAGCUCUACACCUCCCACUCCUCCAACUGCCAGUGCUGAGAGAGAAUCUGAACCUUUCCUUCUUGGACUGAAGCAGAUUGCCAAGAACAAGCAAUACUGGGUGCUGACUGUGUGUUUUGGAGCAGGACUUGGCUUAUUCAACUCACUGACCACAUUAAUAGAACAGAUCCUCUGUCCAUGGGGAUAUGAUGAUAACUUUGCUGGUAUCUGUGGGGCACUCCUCAUAGGCUGUGGUAUUAUAGGAGCUGCAGGCUUCAGCUUAUUUGUAGACAAGACCAAAAAAUUUGAGGAGGUGGCCAAAUUCUGUUUUUGUAUGGCAGCUGCAGCCUGUGUAGCAUUUUCAUUGACAGCAAGAAUGUAUGACAUACCUGUCUGGAUUGGAAUUUCUAUAGCAUUGUUUGGAAUAUUUGGGUUUGCCCUGUACCCUGUAUGUCUGGAACUGGCUGUUGAGACAACAUUUCCUGUGGCAGAAGCUACCAGUGCAGGCUUUCUGUUAAUUUCAGGGCAGAUACAGGGUAUAAUAUUUGUCCUUGUUAUGGAGGUUAUAGCAGUGGAGUUGCCAGUAAAUAAUUUACAAGCCUGCAAAGUCAGUAAAGUUGAACCUACCCCACCAAUGGAUUAUACCUAUCCUGAUAUUUUCCUGUGUUGUGUAGCUGCAGUAGGAGCCAUUUUCCUUGUCACAUGUUUCAAAUGUCCUUACAAACGAUUACGAGCAGAGCAGGCUUCUGCUGCAGAAAAGAUAUUGAAUAUUGCUUCUACUUCUCGACAAGAGCAAAAUGACUCUUCCACACAGAAUGAUUUAUUAACAUGAAUUGACUUGGAGAAAGUUUGUUUUUCCUCAAUACAAUUUUAUCAGGGAUAAUUAUUCUAACCAGAAUACUCAUGUGCUUAUUGAUCAACUCCAAUUUAAAAAAAAUGGUUGCUUUAAUGUGUGCAUGGUUGUGAUAUCACUGCAGGUAGAUUGCUUAUUUUAAUCUUGUUCUUUUACAUCAGAGAAUAAAAGUAUUGGAAUAUCUUGAAAGCAUGUUUCUCCCUGUUGAAAUCCAAAUAUUCUUAAAUUGUCUCUUAAGCUUUCUUUAAGUGUAGUGUAUCCAAGCAAUCCAUGGUCUUCACUGCAUGCAUUUAUAUUUUUAGUUAAUUGUGACUGUAAGAAGUUGAUGAAGUGCUCCAAGAGCAAAUCACUUAAGAUAAAUUAUUUUAACAAGAUCCUUUGGUAGUUUGGCAGAUUACACCAGUGCACAUUCCAAAUUGUGUGGAAUAAAGAUGUUUUAUUUUCAUAAUGUGAUUAAGAUUAUAUAUUUAAGGAUCACACCAGUUGAAAUGAUGCUUAAAAAUAAUGUCACUUAUUUUUCUAAUUUUUUUUCAGUUGGCAGCUAACUAGUGUUUGGAAUAGUUAACUACUUCAAAUAUUUCAUGCAUUAUUUACACCAUAUAUUUAUAUCUAUGUGCAAUUUUUAUUAUUUCAUUUGAUAAUGCAAAGUCUAGGAAUUUCUCCUUCAUUACAAGCUAUUUCAUCGAUUUCAAUCAUAUCAUAGCUCAUCAAAUUUUUGUCUUAAAUAUAGUUAAACACUAGUCACUGUAUAAUUUGUUGUUAAAGUAGUGGUCAUAUUUGGAUAGUGACCCCAGAAUAAAUUAUCUGCUACUGAGUAGCUCUAUAUCUUUAUAUCAAAGGCAUUCAUGUGAAAAAAUGAUGUCAGUUAAUCACUGUCAAAUAAAAACUUCCAUUACAAA
Messenger RNA from Lingula anatina, 2406 nucleotides. RefSeq names its product solute carrier family 49 member A3. Lineage: Eukaryota; Metazoa; Brachiopoda; Lingulata; Lingulida; Lingulidae. Gene Ontology annotation, biological process: transmembrane transport. The record is from RefSeq and is a predicted model, not a curated record. Gene Ontology annotation, cellular component: membrane. Gene Ontology annotation, molecular function: transmembrane transporter activity.